AUGGAUUUGCCCGACGACGACGACGCCAUGCUGAGGGCGGGUAUCGCAGCAUCACUGCGUGACGCCCAAGCCAACGCGAACCGAGAUCGCGGCCAACAGGAUCGAAAUACAGACGCAGCGUCUCAUGCUGCAGAGACCCAGCUUGUUGACCUGACACAGGAUUCUGACGAGGAACCCGACCUUCAGGAAGUCUUUCCCAAAUCAAAGUCUGUCGUAGGUUCUGAUACCGAUGACGAGGCUGAUGCGGCUCAAACCAAGGUCCCUUACGAGGCUGCCAGAGAGUCCAUCCCCAGUCGUGCCAUUAAUGUCGACGCCGAGGACGAGGAUUCCUCAGAUGAAGAGCUCAAACUUGCAAUCGCCUUAUCCCUGGGAGCAGCCGACCCUGGACGCGCGACUGAUACUCCGGUUCCUACCGAUUCUCAGAAGUCCAUCGAAAAGCCAGGUGAAACCCCAAAGCAGUCUUUUGGCAUUCUCGGCAUGGACCGGAAACAUAUGGAGGAAGAGCGUCUCGCCCGUCAACUUAAACGCAAGGCUGAAGACUCCGUCCCUGCAUCUGAUUAUGAAAGUCGUGGAUUUCCGACAAAGGCGCGUAAGAUCAACUCGGUUGCUGGACCUGAGAGUGGUGACUCGUCGCCCUUCGCGGACUCCGCUUCGUCGGCUCUUCCAACGCCUGAUAUCUGCGAUCGACCAGAUUCCAACCACCCUGACUGCAAAGUCAAGCCACUCGCGCGAUCCAUCCCGCAGUUCCCCCUCGGGGCUAUAAAGAGAACUUCGAUUGGUCACAAAGCUCGUUCCGGUGACGAAUUCACCAUUGAAGAGGUGCUACAGCGCGGGGACCUUGAGCUAGCGGUCCUCAGCUCGUUCCUGUGGGAUAUGGAAUGGCUCUUCACGAAGAUGGAUACUUUCAAUACGCGAUUUAUCCUCAUGAUGCAUGCGAAAGAAGAAAGCACAAGAAUUCAGUAUCAGGAAGAGACUGCCUCAAUGUCGAACCUGCGCCUGUGCUUCCCUCCCAUGGAUGGUCAAAUUAACUGCAUGCACUCGAAGCUCAUGUUGCUUUUCCACCCCACUUACAUGCGAAUCGCGAUCCCGACUGCCAACCUAACGUCAACUGAUUGGGGUGAGAACAACCUGAUGGAGAACACCGUUUUCGCGAUUGAUCUACCGAAGAAAGGCACCGAAUCCGGCUCCGACGAAGACAUGAAACCCCCAUUCUACAAGGAACUAGUUUAUUUUUUGAAGGCAAGCACACUGCAUGAUAACAUUAUCAAAAAGCUGGAAAACUUCGACUUCAGCAAGACUGCUCGCUAUGCAUUCGUUCACACCAUUGGCGGAACCCACAGCAGUGAGCAGGCAUGGCGACGCACUGGCUACCCUGGCCUUGGUCGUGCUGUGACAGACCUCGGUCUCCAGACUACUGAGCCUGUGGAUAUGGAUUAUGUGACAUCCUCUAUCGGCUCAUUGAACGACAACUUUGUACGUGCCAUGCACUAUGCCUGCAAGGGCGACGACGGUCUCAGCGAGUACAUACUUCGGACCCAGAAGAACCCCUUCAUGGCCCAGACGGAUGACGACACCCGACGACCCAUGCUUGAGGCCCACGCUCGUGACGAGUGGAAGGAGCAUGUUCGCGUCUACUUCCCGUCCGACUUGACGGUGCGAAAUGCUCAUGCUCAUCCCCAGAAUACCGCAGGGACAAUCUGCUUCCAAAGGAAGUGGUGGUUCGGCUCCUCUUUCCCUCGGGGUAUCCUCCGGGACUGCGAGGGCGCCAGGGAUAAGAGAAUAUUGAUGCAUAAUAAACUCAUCUUCGUUUGGCCUCAAAAAGACAUUAUCCGAGAUAACACCAAGUGCACCGCCUGGGUCUACGUCGGGAGUGCCAAUUUCUCCGAGAGUGCAUGGGGACGUCUCGUCAAGGACCGAACUACCAAAGAAGCCCGCCUGAAUUGCCGCAACUGGGAAUGCGGCGUCAUCGUGCCCAUCACUAACCCCUAUGAAGGCAUUCCCCAGCCCAAAAUUUCAUCCGAACUGUCCGUCCAGGAACAGUUCGCCGCAAUCGACCAGGACGGGCAGGAGAAGAAGUUUCCCAUUUCCGAAAUCAACGCCUUUGUCCCUGUUCCUAUGAAGGUUCCUGCCAAGGCUUACAAGGAGAAGUCGGUGACAGUUGACAAUCCCUUCGGCAGGCUCAUGGGUUCAUCUAACACAUCCGUUGCUGGCCCCAGUAGCAAACCCACAAACAACAAACCGCUUGAGCCGUGGUUCUUCAUGGGUUAG
Messenger RNA from Penicillium atrosanguineum, 2268 nucleotides. RefSeq lists its product as uncharacterized. The record is from RefSeq and is a predicted model, not a curated record. Lineage: Eukaryota; Fungi; Ascomycota; Eurotiomycetes; Eurotiales; Aspergillaceae. Gene Ontology annotation, cellular component: nucleus. Gene Ontology annotation, molecular function: single-stranded DNA binding; double-stranded DNA binding; 3'-tyrosyl-DNA phosphodiesterase activity. The transcript has 8 exons. Bases 1 to 2268 code for a protein of 755 amino acids. Gene Ontology annotation, biological process: double-strand break repair; single strand break repair.